Molecule: messenger RNA, 1071 nt
Organism: Pimephales promelas (fathead minnow)
Lineage: Eukaryota; Metazoa; Chordata; Actinopteri; Cypriniformes; Leuciscidae
Source: RefSeq, a predicted model, not a curated record
AAUAAUUAAACUGACACUAAAACAGUCACAACGGGGUGGAGCCCUCGCUUUCACUGAAGGAUAUGCUUAUUUGCUUCACAUUACACCAGGAUGAAUAGUAGUGGACCAGCAUACCCAUUAGCCUCUCUGUACGUCGGUGACCUUCAUCCUGACGUCACUGAGGCCAUGCUGUACCAGAAGUUUUCUCCUGCUGGUCAGAUCAUGUCCAUUCGUGUGUGCCGUGAUGUCAUUACACGGAGAUCCCUUGGAUAUGCAUACAUCAACUUCCAGCAGCCUGCUGAUGCGGAAUGUGCCCUUGACACAAUGAACUAUGAAGUCAUCAAGGGUCGUCCAAUUAGGAUCAUGUGGUCACAGCGAGAUCCAGGUUUGAGAAAGUCUGGUGUGGGAAACAUCUUCAUCAAGAACAUGGAUGAGUCUAUUGAUAACAAGGCUCUCUAUGACACCUUUUCUGCUUUUGGUAACAUCUUGUCAUGUAAGGUGGUUUGUGAUGAGAACGGCUCAAAGGGUUAUGGGUUUGUGCACUUUGAGACCCAAGAAGCUGCCAACAGAGCCAUUGACACAAUGAACGGCAUGCUUCUGAAUGAUCGCAAAGUAUUUGUGGGUCAUUUUAAAUCUCGUAAGGAGCGUGAGGCAGAGUUGGGGGCUAAAGCCGUGGAGUUCACCAAUGUGUACAUUAAGAACUUUGGUGAAGAUAUUGACAGUGAGAAACUGAAGACCAUCUUCACUGAAUUUGGUAUGACCCUUAGUGUCUGUGUGAUGACUGAUGAAAGGGGACGCUCUCGUGGCUUUGGAUUUGUCAACUUUGAAAACCACACAGAUGCCAGGAGGGCAGUAACUGAAAUGAAUGGGAAAGAGCUGAAUGGCAGGGUCCUGUAUGUGGGUAGAGCUCAAAAAAGACUGGAGAGGCAGGGAGAACUCAAACGCAAGUUUGAGCAAAUAAAGCAGGAGCGCAUACAACGCUACCAGGGGGUUAAUCUCUAUGUAAAAAAUCUAGAUGACGGCAUUGAUGAUGAGAAGUUGAGGAAAGAGUUUGCACCUUAUGGAACCAUCACUAGUGCAAAAGUAAUGUAA